UUAAAAAUUUGACCAUGCCAAAAUCAAAGAGGACUGAAGCAGAAAAAUUACGAAUAUUUUUGAAUGAGCAUCAGGAUGUCUUCAAGACAGAUGGCAGAGUUCUUUUCUGCAAAGCAUGCAACAAAGCAAUAAGUCAUACAACAAAAUUUCUGGUAGAACAACAUUUAAGAAGCCAGAAACACAUAGAUAUGCAUAGCCGAAGCGUUCAAAAGUCGUCGCAGUCAAUGCUGCCCAUUUCCGCAGCGCUUUCGCCAAAUAACUUUUGCAUGGAUUUAUGCGAAGCCUUUAUUGCUGCCGAUAUACCUCUAGGAAAGCUAAACAACCCACAUCUAAACACUUUUUUAAAGAAAUACACAAGCGAAAGGAUUCCCUCGGAGUCAGCGUUGAGAAAGACUUACAUAGAUAAAUUAUACGCUAAACAGUUAGAACGAAUAAAAUCUGCGUUGAAAGGAAAUUUUUUGUGGGUGUCAGUAGAUGAAACAACUGAUAUCCAGGGUAGGUUCGUCGCGAAUGUUAUUGUUGGGGUUCUGCAUCAAGAUCCGCAAUUAAGCGAGAAAAAAUUUUUGCUUAAUGUUGCAGAACUGGAGAGAACCAAUUACGCUUCUAUUGCUCGUACCUUUAAUGAUUCGUUGAAAUUACUGGGAGACGAUUUCGAAAAGAAUAAAAUACGGCUUUUUUUAUCUGACGCUGCUCCUUACAUGGUUAAGGCAGCAAAAAGUUUAAACAUAUUUUACCCAAAGCUUUUGCAUGUUACAUGUUUGGCUCACGCAAUCCAUCGGGUUGCAGAAGAGAUACGAAGUAACUUUAAAGACAUUGACUUGCUAGUGUGUAGCGGCAAAAGAUAAAAUUUCCUGAUGUACCUCUUCCGCCAGAACCCAUUAUUACCAGAUGGGGAACAUGGCUGGACGCAACUGGAUAUUACGUAAAGUAUUUUGAAGAGUUUUCAGAAGUGGUCAACGAAUUCGACGCCAGAGAGUCGCUUUCGAUUAAGAAAGUUCAAGAAACUCUACAGUCAAGCUCAAUUAAAUCUCAGUUGCUUUUUAUUCAUUCAAAUUACGGAUUUUUAAGCGAAACCAUUACAAAGUUGGAAAGAAAGAAUUCACUUAAAACACAAAUAAGUUUGAUAAUCGAUGCACAGAAGAAGAUUAAUGCUAUAGAAGGUAAUAUCGCACAGUUAAUUAAAAAUAAAUUAGAAUUUGUUUUUGGAGAAAAAUCAAGGAUUU
This is a messenger RNA of Rhagoletis zephyria (snowberry fruit fly), 1223 nucleotides long. RefSeq lists its product as uncharacterized. NCBI's taxonomy places the organism in Eukaryota, Metazoa, Arthropoda, Insecta, Diptera, Tephritidae. Gene Ontology annotation, molecular function: double-stranded DNA binding. Gene Ontology annotation, cellular component: nucleus. The record is from RefSeq and is a predicted model, not a curated record. Gene Ontology annotation, biological process: regulation of transcription by RNA polymerase II.